Molecule: messenger RNA, 4085 nt
Organism: Chelonus insularis
Lineage: Eukaryota; Metazoa; Arthropoda; Insecta; Hymenoptera; Braconidae
Product: nose resistant to fluoxetine protein 6-like
Exons: 14
Coding region: 1125-3560 (811 amino acids)
Molecular function (GO): acyltransferase activity, transferring groups other than amino-acyl groups
Source: RefSeq, a predicted model, not a curated record
UGACGAUUUUAUUUAGAGAUGAAACGAACGAUCGGAUAGCAAGUAGUGGUAAGGUGGAACGGUUCCACAGAAUGACUCAGAUAAGUUGAUCUAUGAGUCCGGAAGUUUCGCUUUGUAACCUACAUAGAAUAGACUCACUCGAUCAGUUGAACAGUAAAUUCCAUGAUUUAUAACUCUUCAAUCUUUUUCAAAUGCCAUGAAAAGUAUCAGAACUUCGGGUUUGAUUUACAUGACUUGAUGAAAAUGUAAUGGAACAAAAAAAGACCAAGAAUGUUUCUCAGUCACAGUGCGGGAGAGUUGGUGUUUACCUUUGACAUUGUAUAUUAAAAGUAACGGUUAAGUCAAUGUCGGUGCAAUUACGAUACACAAAGAGACGUUUAAAGUACAUUUUAUUUCAAUAUUCGAGAAGCUUCUGCCAUAUUUUGUGGUAACUCUGGAACAGACAGAUAUAAAAAUAAAAAAUGCAUCUGGAUGCACUUUGUGGCUACAUGACCGUAUAUUUUCAUCUGGGUUUUUUUUUGUGACAAUUUCAUCAAAAUCUUAUCCAUCUAUAUUUUAUAUAAUUGGUCAUAACAAAUUAAAAUUGCUAUAAUCAAUAGGCAAUUUUUAUAGGUUAUAUGAAAUUAUUAAUAACAAUAUUUUAUUAAUAUUGACCAAAUCUUUCAACAAUUUUGAUCAUAAAAAAAGACUGCACUGAAUUUGUUGAAAACAUCUUUUAAACCUUGAUCUUUCAAAUGAAGUUCUUACAGAGUUGAUAUCUCUGGUGGUUCUCAAAAUAUUGAAAACGAAAAAAAACCUGACAUACAAGAAAAUGUACAUUGCAAGGAGAAAGGGAUUUACCGAUACGAAAUACAGACCCGCCGUUUUGCCUCAUUCAGUGCGUGAAUAAACGUGCACUUGUGUGUUCGUUCAAAUAUUUGAGUUGGAUCAAUUGAAUCGACCAAUUUUUGUUUAUCUACAAAAAAAAAAACAGUUGUAUAAUAUUUUUGAUUGUUUAUUUUCAAAUAAAAUGUCCGAAAAAAGUGUUUAUAUUUUACAAUUAUUUCAAGCAAUAUUUGGCUAGUGAAAAGCAAUUCAAAAGAGUCAUUUAGAAAAUAUUAAUUUUUUUUUUAAUAAGAGUAAUUAUGUCAAUAAAAAAGUCUCUUGUAUGGAUUAUCUUUGUUACAAGUGUUGUUGGUUUAUCUGCUACAAAAAAUGAAUCGAAUAUCCUACGAUUAAGUAUUAAACCAAAAUCAACCACUCCUCCAUCAUCUUCAAAAGUGACUAAUAGUUCAAGUGAUGAAUUAAAUGAGAACAUACCUAAAGAACGAUUAAUAGCUUUUAGUAAGAAUAAUCCUGAACUUGAUUGGAGGAAUUAUCUGAAGAGUGUAGCAAAACAAGAAGAAGCUCCUAGAGAUUUAGAUGUUGACUUUAUGAAAGAUAAAUUGGAAAAAAAUGCUAACAGUAUUCAGUGGUUGUCUGACCUCUAUGAUCCUCUCAGGUGGACGCGAGUUCCAGGAAAGUUGAACAAAAACUGUCAACAUGACAUGGAAUUAUUUUUAAAUGGAUUAAAAAAUGGUGACUUAUGGGCAGCACAAAUGUCCGAUGCAAGUGGACGAUACAGUUCUCAGUUUCACUUUGGCAAUGGAUUUUGGCUAGGCUCAAGUAGCCUUUGCAAAGAGCUCAACAGUACUCAUGACAGUGAAACGAAUAGAAUGGCAUCAAGUGUUAGUUCUCUCCCUUAUCCAGUCAACUUUCAUGUCGCAAGGAUGGGAUUAACCUUUCCAGCUGACAUUGAACCUUCGACACGCCAAGUAUUUUUAGGUCUUUGUCUACCGAGUACAUGUGAUCGAUUGUCGUUGACAUCAAUGUUGAGAGCUAGUGCUGAUCGAGUUGAAAAAGAAGGUAAUGUAACUCACGGGUCAAAUAGUCCAGAAAUUACAAUUGUGACUGUUAAGCCAGUACCUUCAAGUGACUAUUCUGUAUGGAAUGAUCCCAAACUUUAUGUUCUUGGAGGCAUAGGAAGUAUUAUCAUAUUAUUGAUGGUAAUAGCAAGUAUUUAUGACUAUCGACAACUGACUAUUGAUCCAGAUGUAGAGUCGACAUCACAUGGAAUUAAUAACAAUGAAAAAAGUAGCACAUAUGUGAAUAGAAAUUUUCCAGAAGAUAAAGGUAUAACGAUAAUUCAAGAUAAUGAUAAGGAUUUGAUUGAAAAAGCUGGAAAGAAUAAGAGGCAUUUAGAAGAUCAGUCGAUUCACGAGAAGCCUCGAGAGAAAGGGUUUUGGAUAAAGUGUCUUUUAUCUUUUAGUCCGAUUACAAAUGGAUCUAAAAUAAUUAGCACUGAGCCAGCAGCUCGUGACAGUUUGACAUGUCUUCAUGGUCUUCGAGUAUUAUCUCUAGGUUGGGUGGUAAUGGUUCACACUUAUCUUCAAGUAUUCUCUAUUGCAGAGAACAAGACCCUACGCACGGUCACUGAGAGGAAUUUCAUGUUCCAAACUAUUAGCAAUGCCACCUUUUCUGUUGAUACUUUUUUCUUCAUUAGUGGACUUCUAGUUACAAUUUUAUUUUAUCGCUCAAUGGGAUUAAUACCGAGUGACAAGAAGAAUUUUUUCCAAUCUAGUGCAUCAAAAUUUAUUAUCAUGAUUCUUUAUAGAUUCAUCCGAUUGACACCAGCUUAUUUAUUCGUGUUGGGAAUAAAUGAAAUAUCAAUAAAACAAGCACAAGCAACAACAGUGUUUUCACCUGUAAUUAUUGAUCACAUUACAUGUGAGAAAUUUUGGUGGCGAAAUGCUUUAUAUUUGAAUUCAUUGUAUCCUCGUACAGAAAUGUGCAUGCUGUGGAGCUGGUACAUGGCAAACGACACUCAAUUCUAUGUUCUUGGAAUCCUACUACUUUUGCUCUCUGUCAAGUACUUCAAGGCCGUUGCUAUAGCUGUUUUUUUGCUAAUUGUUUCCUCUUGGUUGACAACCUUUUCUAUAGCAUACAGUAACGACUAUAUAGCAAGAAUUCAAGAACCAUUUGCAUUAUUCGAUGAAUUAUAUGACAAACCAUGGCUGAGAGCAGGUCCUUACUUUGUUGGAACCAUAACUGGAUGGAUGCUAUUUAAAACUAAUUCUGAACUUCAUACACCAGCAUGGUUUAAAUUGAUAGGCUGGAUUGUUUCCAGUGGAAUAAUGCUAGUAGUAGUUUACGGCUUAUAUCCCGCUAACUUGACAGUGACAAUGAGCUCAUUUUACGCGGCACUUGGUCACACAGCUUGGACUAUAGCCGUAGCAUUUAUUGUUGUACAAUGUUGUACCGGAGCUGCUCCCAUAAUCAAUAGCCUCUUGUCUCUCAGGAUACUCUACCCACUCUCUAGACUUACAUAUUGUGCUUACCUAGUUCAUCCAGUUAUUAUGAUGAUUACAGUUACCCAGAUGGAUGGUCCACUGCAUCUUCACCAAGGGGUUGUUCUGAUUGUUUAUUUUGGAAACUUGGUUGCGUCAUACCUAAUGUCAUUCUGCAUUUCAAUAGCUUUUGAAGCACCAGUUGUGAACCUUUUAAAAAUUGCAUUUGCUUCGAAUAAAAGAACACCGAGGUGAAAAGAAAAUAGAAAUGGUUAAAAAUCAAAAUAAGGAUGAAGUGAAAGGAAAAAAAUUGUUGAUUGAUAUAAAGUGUAUUUUUUUUAAACACAUGUAAUAUAAAUGUUUGUACCUGUAUUACUAAUAAAUAAAAAAGAAACAUAAAUAUAAACGAAUCAUUUUGAUUCGUGAGAUCACUACGGAAAUUUUAUUGUGCAUUAACUUCCGUAAAUAAAUUAUUGAGAACCUCUUGACCUUUAUAUGCAGUCAACUUCAUCAAUAAAGAAUUUUUUUUCUUCAAAAUCGAUCAAAAAUCUUAUUUACUAUUUUAUAAAUAAUUUCGUAAAAAUUUGUUUUAAAAUUCUAUUGUAAUUGAUAUUGUAUUAUUGCUUAUUAUCUUUGUUAAAUAUUAACAAUAUUAUCAAGUUUGAUAGACAAGUUUGUAAUACAUGUGUAGUUAUGGAAGUGUCUGUUCGGCAAGCCUGUUAACACGUUUAUCUGAAUAUUUGUACAUUAUGUAUGAUUAUAAUAGAUUUCAAUCAAACU